Saccostrea cuccullata (small rock oyster) is the source of this 1500-nucleotide messenger RNA. RefSeq lists its product as uncharacterized. Gene Ontology annotation, biological process: signal transduction. Gene Ontology annotation, molecular function: protein binding. NCBI's taxonomy places the organism in Eukaryota, Metazoa, Mollusca, Bivalvia, Ostreida, Ostreidae. The record is from RefSeq and is a predicted model, not a curated record. The coding region runs from base 163 to 1257 and encodes 364 amino acids. The transcript has 8 exons.
UAUAGACACCGGUGUUGUGCAAUAUCUUCGUUCCUUCGAGAACAGCUUUGUAUAUUCGACCAAUCCUAAAUCUACACGAGGGAUUUCAUCACCCAAAAACAAUGAACGGAGAGAUUUUGUUUAUUCCCUGUUCAGUCGUUCUACAGGACAGACCUGACAGCAAUGGCUCUUGUCCUCAUCCUAUUGACUCUGGCAGUGGCUACUGUAACCACAGGAACAGAUGUCUAUUGUGAUGUUGAGAACAACGAGUUUUAUGUGGAGCAGUGGGGGCAGUGCAAAGAUUGUGACAGAUGUCCAGGGGGAUACGGGCUGGAUAUAAAGAGAAAUAUAAAUAUUGACCCAGUUCACGGAGCUCUCGGCUGUAGAGGGUGUGUUAAAUGUGUAGACGGUGAAACAUUUAGUUCUGUUAUCGGGUAUGACCAAUGUAAGAGUUGUACCGACUGUACGAGACAAGGGAAAAGUGUUGCCACACCCUGUACAAAAGAAAGGGAUACGGUCUGCAGCAGGAAUGUCUUACGUGUAACGAGGAAGAGCCAGACUCCUUUGCUUCACACAACAUCAAAACCAGUUUUUCUCAACAAUGGUGAUGACAACAGGGGUGAUCAGAACAAGGAACACAAUACGGAUUUUGACCCUUUACUUACAACAGUUGGGGUUGGGGUUGUUUUCAUCUUUGUUGUACCAUCAGCAGCGAUACUCGUUAUAAUAAGGAAAAGAUUAAUUUGUCGUAAACAAGAUUCGUCUAAGGUUGAAGACCUCGAAGAACAAGACAGACUCGACAAAAAAAAUGUUGAGAUUGAUCCACCUUCCUGUGAAACCGAAUCUGAAUUGGAUUUUGAAGCAAGACCUCUAACAGAAAGUGAAGAGAAUGAAACGAACAGGAAAAGAAAACUACUUUCUGAUGUUUCAAUUGAUAUUCCCGGGAACUUUUCUUAUGAUAAUGAUUUAGAGACAGACACAGAGGAACAGAUAUCAGACCCAAGGUUGAAUGAUGUUCCAUCUGACAAAGAAUUACAGAAUAUAUGUCCCGAUAUUGCUCACAGUAAUAUUUAUACCCGUCUUGGUCGAGAAUUGGGAGUUGAAGACAGUGAAAUAAAGAGAAUCAAAGAGGAACAGAAUGGCGAUCUUCAAGAAACAGCGUUUCAGACACUUAAGAAGUGGAGAGAACUGAAUGGAAAAUCAGCAACAAAGUCUAAACUUCAAUACGCACUCAAAAGAGUUGGAAUGGGUAACAUCUCUUUGAUUGAUGAUCGAUGAUAUGUAUCUUUCUUGAUUUGGUGAGAUAAAUACCUAUCCAAGGUAAGGAAGCGUAGGUGUCCAGAGGGUUGCGCAUCGUACAUGUUCAGGUGGUUGCUGAAGACAGAAUCUUCGCCCAAGCUCCAGAUGCGAGGAACAAGUUCUUCAAGAUGACGAACAGCGAUUUAGCAAGGACGUUUUGUUCAUGAUGUGUAAUAGGUCGCAGUGUACCUUACAUAAUAUGAUUGUAUAUAUCUUGAGAAG